CUGCUUGAUGAUGAAAGAAUCCCCGGCUUCCGACCAGCAGACGAUGUCAUCCGACACGGACUCCACCAUGCGGAAAGUGCGGUCGAGAAACACAGGGAUGUUAUUGUUGAAGGGCUCCUCCACCUGGGUCGGCGCUGGAGUUUCAGCUUCGGCGGCUGGCUGUUCCGAAGAAGACAGGGGAGAAGACGCUGGUGCGGCGUCCUCCUGCACCUCUUGGUCGUUGGUGUCGGCGUUCGCGUCUUGCGCGGCUCGCUCCAUGAUCCUUGCAGGGCGCUAGGCUGAAAGGCGUGCGUGGCUCCAAAGGUUUGUCUGCUCCAUGUAGUUUGCUGUCGUUGUUGUUGCCUACACCGGGGACGCCGGGCCAUGAUGUGUCCAACACAUCAAAGUUUGAUGUGUUGGACACGAUCGGAUCUGUCACACUGAGAGUGCGGCCUGCGCUGCGGUGAUCUGCAAUUUUGAAGUCUGCCGUCUUCCUGUCAUAAACAGCCCGCGAAGGACUUCGUUCCACCGCGCUUGCCCGCCGAUCUCACUCACCUUCGAACGGCAUCGCAAACCCUCGCGUCCUUUCCCCCCCACUCUCUCAUGCGCUCGUAGGUGCGUUCUAUAUCUUGCUGCAGCCCGGAGAGCCCGAGCAGCCCACCCCAAGUAGAACUUGAGUCCUAUUGAUGAAAUAAAAAAAUAAAUGAGCGAAAAGGCCGGGCUGGUCCCGACGUCCUGACUAUUUUUAGAAAGUGAGCCUGUCACCCGAGAUUUGUCCCUAUAUGCUGUCUAGGAAAUCGUAGACAUAGAGGUAGUUUUCUCUGACCCUAUGAUUCCAUUUUUAAUCUGUCUCUGACUCUUUUCUGUGAUCGAGAUGGCACAUCAGCCGCACAUACUCCCCACAUAUGCAUACCAAACUGAGAAUAUGUUUGUAAACUGAUGGAGAGUGCAUGUCCUACAACUAAUAAUAGGGUGCGACACACAAAACGCCCGACUACCCAACAGUACCCAACACCUUUCGUCUGCACCUUCCCAACAUAACAUAUAUGAGACACACAAGACAGCUACCAAACUGAUUUGUUGAGCCUGUUACCCACAGGGGAGAUGUCCCUAUAUGCU
Ectocarpus sp. CCAP 1310/34 is the source of this 1098-nucleotide messenger RNA. NCBI's taxonomy places the organism in Eukaryota, Phaeophyceae, Ectocarpales, Ectocarpaceae. The record is from the annotation of a GenBank genome assembly.